This is a messenger RNA of Closterium sp. Yama58-4, 432 nucleotides long. NCBI's taxonomy places the organism in Eukaryota, Viridiplantae, Streptophyta, Zygnematophyceae, Desmidiales, Closteriaceae. The record is from the annotation of a GenBank genome assembly.
AUGCUGGCGGAGAAAUAUCCGUUCCUGGCGGAGGUUCGGGCGUUCCUGGCGGGGAGCAGGGGGAACCCAGCGGACAGCAUGGCGGUCCUAGCGGACAGCAGGGGGGUGGCGGUGGACAGCAGGGGGGUCUUGGCGGAGAGCAGGGAGGAUCCGGGGGACAGCAGGGGUAUGGCGGCGGACAGCAGGGCGGGAGCGGCGGACAGCAGGGAGGGAGCGGCGGACAGCAGGGGGGUGCUGGCGGGGAGCAGGGGGGUGUUGGCGGGGAUCAAGGGGGUGCUGGCGGGGAUCAAGUGGGUGCUGGCGGGGAUCAAGUGGGUGCUGGCGGGGAGCAGGGAGGUGCUGGCGGGGAUCAUGGGGGUGCUGGUGGGGAGCAGGGGGGAUCUGGCGGGGAGCAGGGGGGAUCUGGCGGGAUUGCAACACCUCAGAUUGUAG